AUGUUAGAUAGCUUGAAGAAAGGUAUAGCAUUGUUUAGAAGCAUAUACAAAGGAGGGAUAGAAGCAGAGCAUGAUGAUAAUGCUAUACUUGAUGAUGAAGAUCUAAAGGAUGAUGCAUUUGUUGAACCAGAAUAUCAAAGAGCAUCAGAUCUCGAGAAGAAUGGUUUACCAGACACAGCAGCAACAGCAGAAGAGGAGGAAGAAGAAGAGGAGGAGGAGGAAGAGGAAGAGGAAGAGAAUUCACAACAGCAACAGCCACAACAGCAACAACCACAACAUCAAAUACUGAAACCACGUACCAACUACAAAGAAAAAGAAUACAGGAAUAAGUUUGAAACAAAAGAAUCUAUUGAGGCCAUUGAAUCACCUGAAGAGUUGGAAAUCCACCAGAGGUUCAAUACAUUUCUUCAAACAAGAAUGAUUUAUGUCCACAAGAUGAAUUUGAAGAAGAAAAGACAACCAGUCGGUCCUAUACCAAAAUUCAAUGACCUGACAGACUUGGACAAACGUGCAUCCAAGUCUUACCAUUUUAUUCAAGACACAACCCUUUUUGAAUGCAAAUGCAAGAGCAGGGGUAAUUGUAAUAAUUGCAAAUGCAAGAUAUAUAAUAAUGGUUGUAUUUCUAAAUGUAAAUGCCCAUGUCGUAUGCUUGAUCUUGGACAAUUCCAACCUCCUAUCCUUGUAUCUAAUGAUAAUUCAUCUUCAUCAGCAAACCCCAACCCAUCCUCUUCAAGCUUCGUCUCCAAUCUUCUUUCUCGUUUAAUAACGCCUUCCCAUUCACAAACAUCGACCACUUCAACCACUUCAACCACUUCUACCACAUCAUCAUCAUCAUCAUCAUCUUCUUCUUCUUCUUCUUCUUCUUCUCCUGCCCCAAACAACAGCAUAGAGUCUGAAUACAAUCCAAUUGCUGGAAGAAUGGUUGAUUUUGAGACUUGGAAGCGUGGGUUUCUAUCAACAAUGCCACAAGAAUUAUCUCCACAAAAUAGGCAUGAUUUCAUUUAUAUUGCCUUUUUUAUGGGUUUGGUCAAACUCCCACGGGCGGAAGACCAUUGGGGUAAAAGGAGUCCUUUCCACCCUCCAUCUGUUAUUCGCCCAAUAAUGACAAGAAAAAGAUUCAAGUCCAUCCUCAAAUUCAUUCACUACGACGAAGAUGCUGUCAUUCAAAUGAUUGAAGACAAUUCAAACCGCUACUAUGUCCCAUCAUUACGGUUAUCAAUCGAUGAAUAUAUGGCCCCAUAUAAAGGCUUGGUUAGGUUCAAGCAGUAUGAACCAGAUAAACCCCACAAAUUUGGAUUAAAGUAUUUCGUUUUAUCUGACUCAAAUGGAUUUAUAUUGACACAAUGGCUUUACAGGGGUAGUGAUGAAUCUGCAACAAAAUCUGUUACAAUAGGUAUGUUACCAUCAUCAUCAUCAUCAUCAUAUGUCUAA
Messenger RNA from Cavenderia fasciculata, 1431 nucleotides. RefSeq lists its product as uncharacterized. Bases 1 to 1431 code for a protein of 476 amino acids. The record is from RefSeq and is a predicted model, not a curated record. The transcript has 5 exons. NCBI's taxonomy places the organism in Eukaryota, Evosea, Eumycetozoa, Acytosteliales, Cavenderiaceae.